This is a messenger RNA of Schistosoma bovis, 4093 nucleotides long. The record is from the annotation of a GenBank genome assembly. NCBI's taxonomy places the organism in Eukaryota, Metazoa, Platyhelminthes, Trematoda, Strigeidida, Schistosomatidae.
AUCAACCUGUCCGCCGUUUUGAGGUUCUAGGUCGUUCGCCACGCAUUCUCCUUGAUAUCUUAGAUUAAACUUUGUUUACCAUUUGAGUGUUUGAAAUAAUUGAUCUCGUUCUUAUAUUAUUACAAAAUUCAACACUUAUAUUAAUGCUCGUAGUCCUCUCCUAAAACAUGAUCUAUAGUGUCUGAUUUUCAAAUGCAGUGAAUCCUUAGUAUUUAUAUAUUAACAACUGUAUAAAAAUUAUACAUACAAGUAGAAACAUGUAUUACUUGAAUUGCCUCAACUUUCUACCCACAUACAACGUAUUCAAGUGGCUUAACGAGCCAAGUUAUGUUUGGAAGAUAGUUUUCCUUUGUUGUUUGGCGAACUUCAUUAACGCAGCUGAUCGAGUUAUCAUGCCUAUUGUUAUAAUUCCCAUAUCGAAUCACUUUGGCUGGAAUCUUCACCAAUAUGGAUUAGUUCUGAGUUCGUUUUCUGUAGGCUAUCUUGGAAGUAUGAUUAUAGGUGAAAGAGCAGCAAGACGAUAUGGUGGAGGUCUGAUCCUUAGUUGUGCCAUCGCAUUCUGGUCAUUGUCAUCCCUCCUCACUCCAUUCUUUGCUCACUCUAUUCGCUCUUUGAUAACUGUGCGUAUACUACUUGGCUUAAGAGAAGGAAUAGGUCUUCCUACGGUAUUCCACAUAUUUUCUUAUGUUGUGCCUGUUGAAGAACGCAGUCGAUCUUUCAGUUAUAUGGUCACAUUUGGUGCUGUUGGUCAAACAGUAGCUACCUUGGUUUGCCCUCAUUUAAUUUGGUCUCAUUCGUUUUUCAUAUUUGGUUUUAUUGGUCUUGUGUGGAUUUGUUUCUGGAUCCCCGUCUUUAACGUUGUUAGAAGAGCUGAGUCACGAAUUGAGUUGCCUGCUCAACAAUCUCAGCCUUCCAAACCGUCUCUUCGUUGGACUGAAUUCGUUUCACACUGGCCAUUAUGGGCAAUUUACAUUGCUCAUUUCAGUAUGAACUGGUCAAAUUAUAUUGUAAUGCUAUGGUUACCGACCUACUUAGUCCGUUAUUUGGGAGCUACUGAAUAUGCCAUAAUGCUAACAGCUAUACCUUAUAUAUGUAAUUGUAUUGGGAGUGUUAUCGCCGGACGGCUAGCGAAUUACUUAACUAAACGGCAGUUCACUGUACUAACUGUUCGACGCUUAAUGUCAUCUAUUGGUCUUCUUGGUCCAGGUGUGGUACUUUUUUUGUUUUCCCUAUCAAGCAGUGUAACAUCAGCUAUUGUGCAUGUAACGUACGUCCAUAAUUUUCUUUCGAUUCCACCCAAAAUUCCCUGCACUAGUUGCAACGAACUACCACAUGAUUGGUUGUACUCUUCGGAAAUGUUGUGCUUUCCCAAAGUUAUUAAAUUAUUUUCGUUUGCACAGUCCAUGUAAUGCUGUCACUUAGUAUCUGCUAUCCAUGUAUCGUGCUCAUCAGAUAUUAUAUAUAAUUUGGUACUAACAGUCAUAUCAAUUUUGUCUAUAUAUAUUCAAUGUAAAAGUUAAAAACAUUUAGUUUUACUCAUAGCAUCACUUAUGACUAUUUCUUAUACAUUCUUAGUUUCCAUUGAAAUUUAUGGCUACUUGUUACAGGUUCUGUUCUUCUCUGCUAAAUAUGCUCAAAAAGUAUAGUUUUGUUUCAGGGAAACAUAUAGUGGUUAGAACUGUUUUGUUAGUCAACAAAAAUCAACGUUGAAGAGUUCCACAAAUUAUCGGGUUUUUUGUAGAAACAGUGAAAGGAACAAUGGUAAAUAGUAAAAGGUUAGGUUGAAGUAAAACUAAGGGACGAGCUAACGUAUAACUUUGCGCCACUUAAGUUAAUUUUGAGGUACGCUUAAGUCUUCCUGCAUGGAAUAAUAAUUUGUUUUAGCUUGAAUUUUCUGAUGCUUCCUGGCACAUUCCUACUCAAAAAAAAACACUAGAAACUUUUAUUUUAGAUAGGUGGUUGUGGGUUAUGACCUGCUAUCGAACUAUAUCGAUGUCUAAAGGCUUGCAGCUCCACGAAUUUAUCAUCUUUACCUAAAGCAGUGUGACUCUUUUCAUCACUGUGUAACCAAAAAUUUCGCCACAACGGUAUUGAUGUUAAAAUAUCGCUAGUUCAGAUACUUACAGUAUUCUGAUUUCAUUUAUAUUCUUUGACCACAUCGUAUUACCUUUCAGGGCAGUUUUCGCUAUUCAUCUAUGCAUUUCAUUUUGCCUCUGCUUCUAAAGUUGGCGUAAUCUGUUGACUAUCAAACGAUCUCUGUGUCCUCUUGUCUGAGCCAUGUUGGCAGUUGCAGACUACUUGGUUGGGGUCCGCGUGACUAUCGUAACCAAUAGUUGGAGACUGUUGGUGACAUGGCUCAGAAUCGAUUACAAUGGCGUCGGUGUAUACACUCUCUGUCUUCUCUUAAACUAAGAGAUUAAAAUCGCUUAAUAUCUUUCUUUCUACGAACUAAUUCUUUCUUCCUGUACUAUAUCCUUAUUGCAAUCUUUCUUUUAUAUAUUACCACCUUUGAAUUAACUACUUUUAUGAAUCCGGUGUCCAUCUUGUUGUGUAAAUGAGGUAUGGCAACUUGGACCGAUGCAUAUAUGUGCCUGGUCCUACGUUGUAGCUGACUGACUGAACUCUUAUCAAAGUGUCAAUGGAAUUCAUUUUCACUGCGACACUCCAAACUACUUGUCCGAAUAAGUCACUUUCAAAAUCAAUUCUUCACUUCAUAAUCCUUUAUGGCUCCUUUAUAGGUAGCCUGAAUAUUUUCUUAAGGUUGAUGGCGAUUAUCCACUAAUAGCUAUAACGUUGUUCUUUUUUGAAGGGGACGUUAACAUUCAUUUUCGAGUAGCACUUGGUGAAACUUAGCAAUGAUGUUAUUUUCUGCAAUUAUCCAAGGGGAAAUGCAAAUUCUUCAAGUAUGGCGUAACUUGUGUCCAAAUGCAUUAUGGGAAAUAAGCGAAUUUUUGCAAUGCGAUACUCUGGACACCAGGUUUUUAAUUGAGAUUUAAUCUAUGUAGAAGCCAAUGAAGUGUGUUUCAUUCAAAAAGUGAAGAUGACCAGUCAAAUUCAAGCUGGGCGGAAUGGGUUAUUUGUAUUUAUAGGAAAAUCGUCGUUCAUGAGGUUGUAAUGAAGCGUGAUGACAUUAUAGUUAAAACAUCUGAUCCGAAAGACUCCAUGAUGGAGAAAUUUUAUUACAAUUCUGACACUAACAUGCAAUCACAUAUGCGUAACCCUACAGUCAUUUAGUUUUCAUCGGAAUAUGUGAAUUUGAUACAACGAUAAAAAAAAUAAGCCUGAUUUCUGUGUCUAUGACAUUUUCCGCCUUCAAUUCUGCUGGACAUUUAUGUAAUCAUGUAGAGGUUGCACCUAAUCAUGCAGGCACCACAUUUAUCAUAAGCAAUAUUUUGGCUACUAUACCUGGAAUAGUAUGUGGUCCACUGACUGCCGAAUUAGUUAUCACAUCUGGUGGAAGGUGGUUUCCUGUAUUCAUACUAGCUGGUUUUAUAAAUGUAGUUGGUGCUGUUGUGUACAUUAGCCAGAGUUCUACAACGCAAGUAUUGUAAUCAUGCGAAUAACGUGUACAGAUGUCCAUGUACAUUCACUUUUUUUAUUCUUCUAGCUUUGUAUCUGACUAUUUUCCUACCCAAGUCUAUAAUUUCUCUCCUUACUUAAUUAAUUUAUCAUGAACUGUGCCUUCAACUUUCUGUUUGACGAAAUUCGUUGUCAAAUUUACGUAUCAACCAUCCAUGGUAUCUUCGCAAAGAUAUAGCCAAGAUUUAUCUAUUGAAUUUAUUCGGUUAAAAUUAUUCACCCUUUACUAUAAUGAAAUCACAAUGUUUCGUUAUAAAUUAGUGAAUCGAUAAAUAAUUGUUACUUAUCCCUUGUUUUUAACAAAUAAUACUGAGUGUUAAAAAUGACUUAAUACAGUCAGUCAGUAACAACGUAGAACUUCGUACGUACGUACAUCAGUUCGAGUUGCCACACCACAUUAGCACAGAGAUGCAGUUGUCGAUUCAAAUCCUGUAGUGGUAGAGGUAAUAAGAGUAUAAGCAGUAAUCGGGAAGAUUAGGGUUUGAAGAUAUUAUUCAAGGAGUAUAAUCCAGUG